GCCAGCUGUAACGUUAGCAACCACGCUGAGCGACAGGAACGGUUAAUGUGAAGGAUCGUCCUCUGAAUUAUGUGUCUACACACACACUAAAUCUACAUUUUAACCACCGGACACGGCGGAAUCUACCCGAGGAGAAUAGACUCGCUUGCUACCGAGCAGAGGUGAGGGAUGCCGACGGCGUCCAGCUCUGACUGCCCCCACCUGGACUGCGUGGGGGAGAUCACCAAGGAAGAACUCAUCCAGAAAUCCCAUGGCCAGUGCCAAGACUGUAAAGUCGGAGGACCAAAUUUGUGGGCGUGCUUGGAGAAUGGCUGUGCGUACGUGGGCUGCGGAGAAUCUCACGCUGACCACAGCACCGUCCACUCACAGGAGACGAGGCACAACCUGACGGUGAACCUGACCACGCUUCGGGUGUGGUGCUACGCCUGUGGCAAGGAGGUCUUCCUGGAGCGCAAGCUGGGCCCCCACUCUCCCCACGCUAACAUCAAACCCCUCCCCUCGCCGCCUCCAGCCGGCCAGCAGGAUAACAGCAGGGCCCCUGGGAGCCCGACCUCUCUGAGAGUGCCCUCUAAUGGAGGCUGCGAAGACCUGGACAUGGAGACCGAGGAGGAGGACGACCUGCGUGCCAGAGGUCUGACGGGUCUGAAGAACAUAGGCAACACCUGCUACAUGAACGCCGCCCUCCAGGCCCUGUCCAACUGCCCGCCCUUGACACAGUUCUUCCUUGAGUGCGGGGGCCUGGUGAGGACGGACAAGAAGCCCGCCCUCUGCAAAAGCUACCAGAAGCUGGUGUCCGACCUGUGGCACAAGAACAGACCCUCCUAUGUGGUUCCAACCAACUUGUUCCAGGGGAUCAAAGCCAUAAACCCCAUGUUUAGAGGAUAUUCUCAGCAGGACUCCCAGGAGUUCCUGCGCUGCUUGAUGGAUCAGCUUCACGAGGAGCUGAAGGAGCCCCUGCCCGAGCCCUACGACCAGUCCAACGGCAUCACAGUGGACGACGCCCCCGAAGAGGACAACCACAGCCAGUCAGACAACGACUUCCAGUCAUGUGAGUCCUGUGGCAGCAGCGAGAGGGCUGAUAAUGAAGUGCAGGGUGGGAAUGUGCUGAUGGACGACACCAACGAGGCAGAGAUGCUGAUCCCUGAACAGGAUGAGAUCCAGGCCAACAGGGAGUGGCAGAAGGAGAAGAACAUGAUAAAUGACCUUUACCGCUCCGGGGUUAAUGGUGUUAUGGGUGGGAGCACUGUAGCGGACGUCGACAAAGAUGUUGACACCACCACUGAGGUCACGCCCAUUAUCAGCAGCCAGGGAGCCAUCAAGGUUCAAGGAAGAACAUCAGAUUGCUUUCCAGAUAUUCAAAUGUCAAACAACACAAGACCACAGAGUCCAGUCCCCAUGGAGACACACAUUCCGAAAAUGUCCAGCAGCCCUCCCAAAGCUGCCUCUGGCUGGCCCAGCCUUAACCCCGCACACAAGAAAGCCGUCACCACGUUCUCUCCACCAAAGAACAAGCGCCAGAAGAAAUAUCGCAGCGUCAUCUCAGAUGUGUUUGAUGGGACCAUUGUCAGCUCAGUUCAGUGCCUCACCUGCGAUCGGGUGUCUGUGACCCUGGAGAACUUCCAGGACAUCUCGUUGCCCAUCCCGGGGAAGGAAGACCUGGCCAAGCUCCACUCGUCCACCCACCAGACCUCCCUGGUAAAAGCUGGCUCUUGUGGGGAAGCUUAUGCACCACAAGGGUGGAUCGCAUUUGUCAUGGAGUACAUCAAGAGCUGGUUCUGGGGUCCGGUGGUUACGCUACAGGACUGUCUCGCAGCGUUCUUUGCCAGAGAUGAACUAAAGGGAGACAACAUGUACAGCUGUGAAAAAUGCAAGAAAUUACGAAACGGAGUCAAAUUUUGUAAAAUGCAAAGUUUGCCAGAGAUCCUGUGUAUUCACUUGAAGCGCUUCAGACACGAGCUGAUGUUCUCCACCAAGAUCAGCACCCACGUCUCCUUCCCGCUCGACGGCCUGGACCUGCAGCCUUUCCUGGCCAAAGACAGCUCCGCCCAGACCACCAACUACGACCUGCUGUCAGUCAUCUGUCACCACGGCACUGCCAGCAGCGGCCACUACAUAGCCUACUGCAGGAAUGAUGCGAACAAUCUGUGGUACGAGUUCGAUGACCAGAGCGUGACGGAGGUGUCUGAAGCCUGUGUCCAGAACGCCGAAGCUUAUGUGCUCUUUUACAAAAAGAGCAGCGAGGAUGCGCUGAAGGAACGCAGGAGGGUGUCGGGCUUAUUCAACAUGAUGGAGCCCAGCCUCCUCCAGUUCUACAUCUCUCGCCAGUGGCUCAACAAGUUCAAGACCUUCGCCGAGCCCGGGCCCAUCUCCAACGACGACUUCCUGUGUUUGCAUGGAGGCGUGCCGCCCAACAAAGCCUCGUUCAUCGACGACCUGGUCGUGAUGCUGCCGCAGAACGUGUGGGAUCACCUCUACAGCAGGUACGGAGGGGGGCCAGCUGUCAACCACCUGUACGUCUGCCACACGUGCCAGAUCGAGAUCGAGAAACUGGAGAAGCGGCGCAAGUCCGAGCUGGACAUGUUUGUCAGGCUGAACAAGGCGUUCCAGGAGGAGGAGUCUCCAGUGGUCAUAUACUGCAUCAGCAUGCAGUGGUUUCGUGAGUGGGAGGGCUUUGUCAAAGGAAAAGACAACGAUCCGCCGGGACCCAUCGAUAAUUCCAAGAUAACAGUAAACAAGAGCGGGCAUUUAACACUCAAACAAGGAGCGGACUCUGGGCAGAUCUCCGAGGAAACGUGGAACUUCCUCCACUCCAUCUACGGCGGCGGUCCGCUGGUGACGGUCCGACCGAACGUCAGCCACCAGGAAGCAGAGUCGUCGCAGUCGGAGGAGAAGAUCGAGGUGGAGACGCGCUCCGUUUAAUCAAACACUUGACAGUAAACACCGAGGAAGGAUGAAAAAAAAACAACAACAACAACAACAACAAAAAAAACAUUUAAGAAACGAAAAGCCUUUUAUUUUGCACUUGACUUUUAUUUCGAAAGCAUCCAAGCAAAGGACCUCACUUUUACUGCUACGUGACAGCCUUCGACGGAGGGAAUUAACAUGUCUGGAAAGGAUGGUCGCGUUGUACAAAUCUGUAUAAAGAGCUCUUAAAUUUCUAUUAGCACUGUAGUAUUCAUGUGUCGGGUGGUUUUCUGAACCAAGCAUUUAAAUUAAGUGCAGCUAAAAAAUUCCACUGUAUGCCAUAAUUCUUUUUUUUUUCUUUUUUUUUCUCUCGACCAAAUGAGCACAUAUUGUAUGUCCACAUGUGUGUGUGUUGCUGAUAUUGAUGAAUCACAAUACAUCUUGCUGUAGAUACAUGACUCAUUUUUCCUGUUGUAAGAGAACAAGAGCUGUCCAAUGAGGAGAGCAGAAAAUCGUGACACUUAAAAGUGAUGAAAAUCAAAAGGUUAUGAAGGGACUAAUAGCUGAGUAGUCUCAGGAAUGAUUUUUGUGUUUUUGCACUGUUCUGUAGACGUACAAAUUGGCAUGCUUCACGCAAAUGUCUGGUUUGUAUUUUGAAUGUAUCCGUAUACCUAUAGUAUGUUGGUCAACAUCCAGCACUUGGGUUAUUUAUCGCAGAAGGGAGUGAUUUAAUAUGAUGUCAGUAGAUUUUGUCUUUGUAGAAAACACGUGGCGGGCGGACACUGUUAAGAACGCAUGCUCUAACGCUUCAGUCGCAUUUUAACAUCUCGUGUAAACUGCAUGUAAAUGCAAGAGCUGCUCAUAAAAAUGUGCACGCAAAUCCGGAUCUAUCUUCACUAAACUGUACAGCCGCAGGAAGCAUAACGUAGGCCGCAAUCACCUUUAUCAUCAUCAGCAGCAGUUGAAUUAAUCAAAGGCAUUAUUUUUGUGUAUGGGCAUGGUAUUGCUUAACGUGUUGGCUGAUAGGGAGGUCAACAGAAAUGCUGUACUCUCCAAAAUUUUUUUUAUUUUUUUUUUGCAUAUGAGUAAGAUCUAUCCUGAUUUUUUUUUGGCUGGCUGACACUAUUAAAACCUGAUGAAAACA
Molecule: messenger RNA, 4048 nt
Organism: Mugil cephalus (flathead mullet)
Lineage: Eukaryota; Metazoa; Chordata; Actinopteri; Mugiliformes; Mugilidae
Gene: usp33
Product: ubiquitin specific peptidase 33
Exons: 24
Coding region: 169-2919 (916 amino acids)
Biological process (GO): protein deubiquitination
Molecular function (GO): cysteine-type deubiquitinase activity; zinc ion binding
Source: RefSeq, a predicted model, not a curated record